GGGUUUUGCCGCUCACAUGUCCCAAGUCAUCUCCGGCUUCCUCGACAUCCUCGACAUCCUCCGACCUCCAUCAUCUCUCAUUUCUCUUCUCUCCAUCCCCCCUCGACUCAACUCUGAAGAGCCUCGGUGUCCGCACCAAACGCCCUUCAACAGGGUUAUCUAGUCUCUUCGAGUCGAACCCCGCUACCCACGCCGAGCAUCAUCAUGCACGCAGCUCGGCAAGCCGCAUCGGCCUUCGCCAGGUCCAGCCUCCUCUCCACCCCGCUCCGGGCAAGUACUUCGCGUUCACCGCUUCCAAAACGGUCAAAGCCAUCCGCCCAGGCCGAGCGCUAUCUCACUAUCCACGCUUUCUUUACCAAGCAAGCGACAGCCUCGCAUCCCCCAUCAAAUUCUCUCGCAAUUCCGCGCAGGUUCCCACGGCGAUUUAAUUCGAGUUCGGCGCCAAAGCACACGCCAGCGGACGGCAAGUGCCCCAACUGUCCUGAACCAAAGCAUUCUCUUCCAGCCGUCCCCGUGCCGCCGGGGAACAUCCAGGAGUACUCGCCAUUCAUCCGACGCUUGAUACGAGCAUCCAGCGAGCUCUCGGAUGCCCCACAUCGGAGACCCACCAAGGAGGAGCUCCUGAACGCGACAUCAUCUUGGUGGCAACGCUUGCGCAUCCGGCUCAAAUGGUUCACCAUCCGUGGCUGGCGAAGGUUCAAUUCAGACGACCUCAGUGCCUUCUUCAGCUGGUUUCUCGUUGGCAACACACUUUGGAUUCUCAUCGGCACAACUACCUUUGUCUCCGCCGUCUUCGCUACGCUGAACUCAUUGAGUCUCCAAGAAUACGUCGCGCGAUACAUCUCGGACUACCUGACAUCCGAGACCGGUGUGACUGUCAUCUUCGAGUCCGCCAUCGUCCCGCGCUGGGGUACAUCGACCAUAUGCUUUAAGAAUGUCUAUGUGUCGCGCCGUCCGCAGGACCCCGAAGACCCGGACAUGAAGAGCGGGGCGCGGAAGAAGGCCGCUACGGCAGUUCCGCCAUCCCCGGUACCCUACUUGUCCUCAUCCCUCACCCCGACCUUCCUCACACCGCAACGGGCAUCGCCGAAAGACAACUACACCAUGUUCGACCUCAACUUUGACGAGAUCGAAGUCACUCUUAGCUUUAAGCGCUGGUUGGACGGCAAGGGCCUUGUCAAGGAUGCCAAGGUGAAGGGCGUGCGUGGUGUUGUCGAUCGGAGAUCGGUGUGGUGGGACUCUUCCAAGCCCCUAUCGCCCAAGGACUGGCGGCACCCGUCUCACCCCGGGGACUUCGAGAUGGAGUCGUUCCAAGUCGAAGACUUCCUGGUCACUUUCUACCAACCCAACGGGCAGCGGCCUUUCAACGUGUCCAUCUUCAACGCGCGAUACACUCCCUUCCGGAAACGCUGGUUGUUUUACGACAUGCUUGGUGCGGAGGCCAUGACGGGGCAAUAUGACAACUGUUUGUUCAGCUUGCACAUGCCACAGAAGCUUGGCCGCAUGGCCUCGGACAGCGAGAACUCGUUCAAACGGAUGGCUCGCUUCCGCAUCGACGGCCUGCCCAUCGAACAUGCGCAGUUUGCGUCUGGUAACUCGGGGCCAGUCUCAUGGAUCCAGUCGGGCAAGCUUGACGCCGUGCUCGACAUCAAAUUCCCCGCUCACCCGGACGACGAGGUGGAUGUACAGGCCAUCUUCAAGGAGAUUGGUCGCAACGUCGCAACCAUCGCUCUCCACGGCGAGCAUCCGUACCGUGACGAUGCGGCCGGCGAGAUGGACGAUCACUCUCAGAUCCUCGACACUCUCGCUGCCGCUGAGGCGAGCAAUCCUUCUUCUCUACUUCCUGGUCAAGCACGCCUCGCGCGUCCGCCAUUGCGCGCUCCCGAGGAUACGAUGCCGCUAGAGGAGCCACGUCAACUCACCAUCGACAUCGACUUGCGAUUCCGCGAUCUGAAGGCCGCUGUGCCGGUUUUCACGUACGACCUCAGCGUGACGAACAAUGCCCUUAUCCGUCCCAUCGUCGCGUUCAUCAAUGCGAAUCGCACCCUCGUCCCCAUCCACUGCCAGGUCGCCGCUGACCUCGCUGACUUCGACGGAUCGUGGACACUGUUCGAGACUGGCCUGAUGACGAAGAUCUCGGACCAGAUUUACUCGGCACUUGCGCACCACGUUGCCGCUGAGGGUGCCAACCAGAAGCGUCUCCGCCAGGUUAGCCUGUGGGGCGUGCAGCGUGGCGCCGAGGUUCUCGUCGAUGCUGUCAAGACCAUGGUUGACCCUGUACACGGGCAGAUGGCUGCAGCCGCGUAAUAGCAUUCUUGGUGCGGUGCCUUGAGGUCUCCAACGUCUCAAACCCUCAACACUCUGCACUCCCAAUUGUAACUACCAUGUAUGCAUGACAAGACAUCAACGACUCG
This is a messenger RNA of Cutaneotrichosporon oleaginosum, 2414 nucleotides long. RefSeq lists its product as uncharacterized. The record is from RefSeq and is a predicted model, not a curated record. NCBI's taxonomy places the organism in Eukaryota, Fungi, Basidiomycota, Tremellomycetes, Trichosporonales, Trichosporonaceae. Gene Ontology annotation, cellular component: mitochondrial inner membrane. Gene Ontology annotation, biological process: mitochondrion inheritance.